AUGGAGCAGAGACCCCCAAAAUUGCCCAAGCUGGCCUGGGUGGAGGAGGAGGAAGAAGGCCCUGGAGCUGCCCCAGCACAGGAGACUGAAGAGGUGGUGCCAUUUGAGCUGCCACAGGAUGAUGCAGCCGUGGAGCGCACACAAGAGCAGGACCCUGCCCGUGGCCGCUUCCGCAGAACAGCGCAGCUGGUUUGCAAAUUCAUCAAGCGAAUUCGGCAGGAAGAGACCAGCACCAUGGGCACUGGGCUCCGAGCAUAUUCGCAGAUCUUCAAAACCAAGACCAGUGCUGCCCUGCUGAGCAUGCUCGUACAGGAGGGGUUUUGCAGUCCAAAGCAAGUGCCCGCCAUGGUGAGGUACAUCCACCAGUGGCUCAUGGCCAAUCAGUUUGUAGAGCACAGGCUGAACAGGACCCUGCUGUAUCUCACCAAAGCACAGCCAGCUGAUGUAGUCAUGACGCUCCUGCGUGUGGCCCCACCCUGUGACAGGCCCUGCCACACGGACACCUCAGCACUGAGCGCUGUCUCGGGGGGCUUUGCAGGCAACUGUGGUGAUGUGGAAGAUCCUCCAGGUGCCCUGUAUCCCACGUUUGCAGUGCGGACCCUGAUGUCCCUGCUCUGCCGAAUGCAGCACGAGGAUGUGGUGGUGGCAAUGGAACGCAAGUGUGGCUGGGACACGCUGCUGUGUGCUGACACCCACCACUAUGCCGUGGGUCUGCUGGCCAGGGAGAUGUCCUGUGUCUCCAUCCCCUUGCGUUCCCAGAUCAUUCGCUACCUGCUCCGGCUGCUCAGCACCCAGGAGCCACACUGGGAGCUGCCUGCCCUGGCGUUCCUUGCGGAGGUCCUCGAGUUGCUGGACUUGAGUGAACAUGGUGCUAACAGACUCCAGCAAAUCUUGUCAAGGCAGCUGCGGAGCGAGUGCAGGGAGAGGCGUCGCCUGGCACUCAGGGUCCUUUUUGAGAUCAUCGACGAUCCCUCAAUGAGCAAAAAAAUGUGGAGCCUGACUGAAAGUCUUGUGGAGCUCCUGUGGGACGCAGAUGGAGAGAUAGUCAGCAUGACAGUCAUGCUACUCAGCUUUAUCAUCUUGGACAAUGACAUGCUGAUACCCAGCCCCAUGGCACUGCAGCUGGUUGAGGCACUCCUGCCACUCUUUGACCAUGAGAAUAGCCAGGUGCAGCUGCUCUCCAUACUGCUCUUCCGAACAUUGGUGACUCUUCCACAGGAAAAGGAAAAAAAGGCCCUGAAGACACACCUGUGCCAGAGCCUGCUGCCACUCUUCUUCCACUGCCAUGAUGAGAAUCAGCGUGUGGCAGAGGCCUCUCUGGAAACGCUGCUUUGUGUGGUGGAGUUCCUGAAGAGAAGCGAUCUUGAAAAACUGGUGAAGGACAAGAAGCUGUGGAAGUUCACUGAGUGCCUGCUGGAAGAGGACACGAGCCGAGCGGCCGAGCACCUGCGCCGGGCACUGCCGUACCUGCCGAACCCACAGGAGUCCCUGCGAGAGGCGGCCAUCAGGUUCAUGGCCGUGCCCUCGGGCGGCAGCGUGCGGCAUGGCCCGGGCUGA
This is a messenger RNA of Passer domesticus (house sparrow), 1557 nucleotides long. RefSeq lists its product as uncharacterized. The transcript is spliced from 13 exons. Bases 1 to 1557 code for a protein of 518 amino acids. NCBI's taxonomy places the organism in Eukaryota, Metazoa, Chordata, Aves, Passeriformes, Passeridae. Gene Ontology annotation, cellular component: cytoplasm. The record is from RefSeq and is a predicted model, not a curated record.